This is a messenger RNA of Adineta steineri, 708 nucleotides long. The record is from the annotation of a GenBank genome assembly. NCBI's taxonomy places the organism in Eukaryota, Metazoa, Rotifera, Eurotatoria, Adinetida, Adinetidae.
AUGGCAAGCGAUGGUGGUAAAGACCCAAUUCAUCCUUCAAUUGAGGACUUACAAAAAGAGAAAACCGCGCUCGAGAAGCAAUUGGCUAAUGAGAGAAUUGCUCUCAAUGCGGCUACAGACGCCGAACGUGUAGGUGCAGAAAACGCACUUAAACAAACAAAACAAAAUCUGUUAGAUGUUGAAAAAGAAAUACGGGCGGCUCAAAACAAAGAAGAUCAAAAAAAUAAUACACAAUCGGUGAAUCUCUGCAUUUUUCUUCAUAAUUCUUUAAUUUCAAGUAAAAUAAUUGAAUUUUUUUGGUAUAAAAAUUCGGAAAAAGAAAAAGCUACUAUCGAAAAGCAAUUAACUGAACAGCAAAUUGCACACGACGCGACUACAGCUGCACGAAUGAGUGGUUUCGGUACAUCAACUAACUAUGAUACAAGUGCAAGUGCAUCCGGAAAACCUGGUCCAAGCGGUCAAAGCGGUUGCGUAAGUUCCGAUGCUCUUCAUAUAAAUCCGGACCAUGUAACAAGAUCAUCGAAUGUAUGUGAAUUAACAUUAUCAUCAAUUUCACCAAUCGUAUCAACAUCAUUAUUAACAACAUCGGUAGCUGAAUGUGCAGCAGCACCGUUACCGGAUCCUGCUCUGCAACAAGUACAGAACCAAAUACCAGGUGAUGUUAGUCAAUAUGGCGAACAAUUUCUCGAUUUUGAACCAUCCAAAUAA